Messenger RNA from Fusarium oxysporum Fo47, 847 nucleotides. RefSeq lists its product as uncharacterized. The record is from RefSeq and is a predicted model, not a curated record. Bases 29 to 847 code for a protein of 272 amino acids. Lineage: Eukaryota; Fungi; Ascomycota; Sordariomycetes; Hypocreales; Nectriaceae. The transcript has 5 exons.
UGAUCGACGACUUGAGGAGUCUGAUCCUAUGGAGAUGAUGGAGCGAGACAGGGCUUUGGCUUCAAGGAGUCUUUCCAAGCUGGAGAUCUCGAGCCAGGGUACAACGCCAAAUACAACCUUCUCCAAGAAAUACUCCGCGCUAUGCUCAAGACCCCUCACCCGAGAUUCUCUAUUGCUUGACCUUCGCGGCGAUUACGACGACUACGUCCAAGAUCCGCGAUAUCCCUGGCCACACAGCUUCAUCGUCCAAGACAUUGUUCAAGCAUUUGCUAUGAUAGCCAUGUUCUUGCCAAACUCGAAUGUCACAAAGCUAGUCACCAUGUUUGUCAACUCAAGCCAGUGCGACGAGUUCAGAAAAUCAGGAGUCUUUGAUCCCAAGGAACGAAGCAAGGUGCGCCCUGAUCGCCGAACCAGACCGAGUUAUAAAUUCCGCGAUAAGGAGCUUUGGAAGGAGUGGAAGGAGUUUUACACAAGGGUUACAGACUAUAUCUGCUUAGCUGUAACGCUGAUGAAAACUCAAUUAUCCAUAGAGCCAACUAGUGAGAGGUUUAAAUCAAGUAUAUCUUGUCAAGGAUUCAUUUCACUCUGCCCUCACCUUAAAAUGAAGUUCACUUAUUACACCUUUCUUCCCAUUGUCCUCCUCGCCACUUCCUUUCACGCAGGAGGGUGUGGCUCAAGGGCGAGGGUAUACAAAUUUCAGACUGAUGCGCACUAUAAUGAAGGUUUACUCGAUUGCCCCAACGGCUACGGCGACGUGGGAUGUCCCUUUGGCACUGCAGCUCACGACGUACAACAACAUCCCCCUGUCAAUGAUGGUGACCAUACACAUGUUGCCGUUAGGAAGUGA